Passer montanus (Eurasian tree sparrow) is the source of this 2834-nucleotide messenger RNA. It is a transcript of the gene CBLN4, whose product is annotated as cerebellin 4 precursor. Gene Ontology annotation, molecular function: protein binding. The record is from RefSeq and is a predicted model, not a curated record. Lineage: Eukaryota; Metazoa; Chordata; Aves; Passeriformes; Passeridae. Bases 80 to 661 code for a protein of 193 amino acids. The transcript is spliced from 3 exons.
AAGAAGAAGAAGAAGCCAUAGAGCGGUGCCGGCGGGAGGCAGAGCGGAGCGGUGGCCGGAGCGGGGCGCGGUGCGGACCAUGGGCUGGCGGCUGCUGCUGCUGGCCCUGGCGCUGGGCGGCCGCGUCGCCGCCGCGCAGAACGACACGGAGCCCAUCGUGCUGGAGGGCAAGUGCCUGGUGGUGUGCGACUCCAACCCGGCCCCCGACGCCAAGGGCUCGUCCUCCUCGCCGCUGGGCAUCUCCGUGCGGGCGGCCAACUCCAAGGUGGCUUUCUCGGCCGUGCGGAGCACCAACCACGAGCCCUCCGAGAUGAGCAACAAGACGCGCAUCAUCUACUUCGACCAGAUCCUUGUAAAUGUGGGCAAUUUCUUCACGUUGGAGUCUGUCUUUGUAUCACCACGGAAAGGAAUUUACAGUUUCAAUUUUCACGUAAUUAAAGUCUACCAGAGUCAAACAAUUCAGGUGAAUUUGAUGCUGAAUGGGAAGCCAGUGAUCUCUGCUUUCGCUGGGGACAAGGACGUCACCCGUGAAGCCGCCACCAACGGGGUCCUGCUGUACCUGGACAAGGAGGACAAGGUUUACCUGAAGCUGGAGAAGGGAAACCUGGUUGGUGGAUGGCAGUACUCCACAUUCUCUGGCUUCUUGGUCUUCCCCCUGUAAAUCAGUUUUCCCGUGGUGUCCAUCCCGGUGUGGACUCAUCCUCGCCUCCGCUCCACGAAGAUCGUUUUGCCACCAUGGAGUGAUGGUUCCUUAUUGCUUUCUCAUGGGUGGUUUUGGAUUCUCUCCAUGGAUUCUGGCCCCAUCUGAACCACUCAGAAGUUCCACAGAAUUUUGUGUGUCCAAUAUCUUUGGCCUGAGACUAAAGCAGACAAUAAAUAUCAACGCUUAAGGUUUCAGCCUAAAGCUGCCUGCAAGAUUUAUCCCAACUUCACUUCCUGGAUUCGGGGAAGAAGUGGAUUUCCUUUACCUGUGAAAAGACUGGCACUGAGUCUUUCAUGUAGGAGAGUUUGAGUUCAGACUUCAAGCAGGAGUUAGUGUGUUGCUGCCAAAGAGUUGUGUGUUGAUAUAUUGAUAUAUUGGUCAUGUUUCUGUCCUGGGCACUGCCACCACCCAUCCCACUGUCUUAGAGAGGUCAUUCAGAUCCUGAGUGGCUGGCUUGAGCUCUCCUCUGCGUGUUGUGUGUUGGAUGGUUCUCCCAAAUAUUUCAGCUCAGCCCCAGCCAAGUCCAGCCUCCAUGAGCUGAGGGGUCAUGGAUGUGCUCUGGUUGGGUAUGGAAGGGGUUCCUCUUUUCCACGUGCUGGUUCCUAAAAGGAAAAGCAGAUUCUACCCAUUCAGGGUUACAGGUGGGCGUGCAGGCACAGCUUUGCCAAACAGCUUUGCCCUGCAGGACACCUCACACUUGUUCUUCAAUUUAAUUAACUUGAUUGAUAAUUACUGCUUUAUUCAGCUCCUGAGGGAUUCCUUCCUUAGACACAACCACUUUGUCAGCUGGAGAUGAGAUCCCCCUUGUUUGUAUUUCUGUGUAUUUCCCAACCCUUCUGUUGUGUUAAAGGUCUUUUCUGGUUUUGCCUUAACUCCACAGGUGUAUAAAAUUUUAGAUUAUUUGUUUCACAAAUAUGAAAGGCAAAUAACUGGUACCUAACUGGGUACAAAAGCUUCCCAGCUUUUUGUACAGAUCAUGUGAAUUCAUAAACUUAUUUAUUAUCUCAUUGUUCCAUAAUAAAGAUUAACAUAUAUUAGCUGAAUUUUUGACCUUUGGAUUUUGGGAGUUGCUUCAUACUAUUUUUUUAUUGGAUAUAAUUAUUAUAUGCAAAAUGGAAGCUUUUGGGAUUCACAGAAAAUAUCCCAGGAGGCAGAAAAGCUGCCAUGAGUUAGUUAGCAAUCAGAGUGAUCUAGAAAUAACCUAUGCAUUUUAUUUAAAAAUAGAAUUUAGGCAGAAAUCCUGGCCUCACUGAAGUUGGUGUUAAGAAUCACAUUGAUUCCAAAGGAUUUUGGAUGAAACCUCUGCUUUAGGUUCUGCCAUCAGCAUCAAAUUCCAGUGCCAUCAGAUUGAUAUAUUCAAUAUUCAAUAUUCAAUAAAAUGAUUUUCACGUGAGCUGCUAACAAAACCUUCAUCCCCUGUGCCCCAAAUACCCUGAAUUGAUGGAUCUUUGUGCCUUGCAUAUCAUGAAGGAUGUGGUUCUGAAUUAAAAAUUCUGUGUACUUGAAAACGUGUGUGGGUGGAAGCAUCUGCAGCAGCCUGGGAGCUUCCCUGGAAGCCACUUUGGGCUGGGAUUUUUGGGAUCUGUCUCCAAUUCCUUCCCUUGCUGUGCUGUUGGUGUUCUGGUGACUGGAAAUCUGGUCGGUGGCUGCUUGCUGCUCCAGGUGAGGAUAUCAGAGGUGGCACAGCUUUGUGCCCAAAUUCCUGAUUUCUUCACCCACCACAAGAGAUUUUGGGCUGUUUCUGGAGGGUUGAGGGUACUUUGCACUCCUGUAAGACAGCUAGGAGAUGAUUUUUUUACACAGUUUUGUUCCUGUACUGAGCACUGCAGCUGGGGAAGAAGUGGAAGGAGCUGGCAAGAAGGUGAAAUGUUCACAUUGCUGAAAAAUCUUAAAAAGUUGUGAUGACCAAUCAAAACGUGUUACUGCUGUACCCCCAGAUGUGUGUAUAUAAAUAUAUGUAUAUCUAAACCACCUGGAACUGCAGAUCAUAGUUUGCAUGAUGUUACAAAGAGGUUACUUGUCCUAAGAGUUUAUUUCAGAUGGAAGCAUUGGUAUUUUGUAUAAAACUGGUCAAAUCUGCCAUCUCCCCCUGCCCAUGGAUAUAUCUGUAAUGUAAAAGAAAUGUUGCUAC